Cebus imitator (Panamanian white-faced capuchin) is the source of this 1018-nucleotide messenger RNA. RefSeq names its product retinol binding protein 4 (gene RBP4). NCBI's taxonomy places the organism in Eukaryota, Metazoa, Chordata, Mammalia, Primates, Cebidae. Gene Ontology annotation, molecular function: retinol binding; retinol transmembrane transporter activity. The transcript is spliced from 6 exons. The record is from RefSeq and is a predicted model, not a curated record. Bases 165 to 770 code for a protein of 201 amino acids. Gene Ontology annotation, biological process: retinol transport.
CCGCUGGCACGAGUGCAGGGUAACUGAGCCAGGGCCGCUGGCGCAUUUGGCCGGGCCGAGGCCACCCCGCGCGGCCACUCCACCGCGCCUGGGGCUGCCCCGGAGAUGAGGCCGGCCCACCGGGACCCUGCCCGCUCCCGGGCGCCGGGCGGACUCUGGGCAAGAUGAAGUGGGUGUGGGCACUCUUGCUGCUGGCGGUGCUGGGCAGCAGCCGGGCGGAGCGCGACUGCCGGGUGAGCAGCUUCCGAGUCAAGGAGAACUUCGACAAGGCUCGCUUCUCCGGGACCUGGUACGCCAUGGCCAAGAAGGACCCCGAGGGCCUCUUUCUGCAGGACAACAUCGUCGCCGAGUUCUCCGUGGACGAGACCGGCCAGAUGAGCGCCACGGCCAAGGGCCGAGUCCGUCUUUUGAAUAACUGGGACGUGUGCGCAGACAUGGUGGGCACCUUCACAGACACCGAGGACCCUGCCAAGUUCAAGAUGAAGUACUGGGGCGUAGCCUCCUUUCUCCAGAAAGGAAAUGAUGACCACUGGAUCGUCGACACGGACUACGACACGUAUGCCGUGCAGUACUCCUGCCGCCUCCUGAACCUCGACGGCACCUGUGCUGACAGCUACUCCUUCGUGUUUUCCCGUGACCCCAACGGCCUGCCCCCGGAAGCACAGAGGAUCAUAAGGCAGCGGCAGGAGGAGCUGUGCCUGGCCAGGCAGUACAGGCUGAUCGUCCACAACGGUUACUGUGAUGGCAAAUCAGAAAGAAACCUUUUGUAGCACCUUCAAGAAUCUAAUUUCAUCUGAACUUCUGAUUAGCUCUCAGUCUUCAACUCUAUUUAUCUUAGGAGUGUAAUUUGCCCUUCUCUCCCUGUUUCCCCUCAGUUCCCAUAAAACCUUCAUUACACAUAAAGAUACAUGUGGGGGUCAGUGAAUCUACUUGCAGGCAAAUGUCUAUCUUUCCUGAAAGUUUCUGAGGCUUAGGAUUCCAGACUCUGAUUCAUUAAAAUACAGUUACCUGUGUCCUA